Hyalella azteca is the source of this 3830-nucleotide messenger RNA. Its product is annotated as endoplasmic reticulum-Golgi intermediate compartment protein 1. NCBI's taxonomy places the organism in Eukaryota, Metazoa, Arthropoda, Malacostraca, Amphipoda, Hyalellidae. Gene Ontology annotation, cellular component: COPII-coated ER to Golgi transport vesicle; endoplasmic reticulum; Golgi membrane. Gene Ontology annotation, biological process: endoplasmic reticulum to Golgi vesicle-mediated transport; retrograde vesicle-mediated transport, Golgi to endoplasmic reticulum. The record is from RefSeq and is a predicted model, not a curated record.
AGUUUCAGAGCUGUUUGUGGAUGAUCCAGGAGACCAGGUGGAUAGAAUUCCAGUUUAUCUCAAGCUUACUCUUCCACGUCUAAAAUGUGACUCAAUUGGCUUGGAUAUCCAAGACGACAUGGGGCGUCAUGAGGUGGGGUUUGUUGAAAACACCAAUAAGGUUCCUGUAGGAGCUGAAGGCUGCCUUUUUGAAGCCAACUUCCUCAUCAACAAAGUCCCAGGAAACUUCCAUGUGUCAACUCACUCUGCAGAAUCUCAACCUGAAACCAUCGAUUUUGCCCACAUCAUCCAUGAGCUGAGGUUUGGGGCAAAAAUAAACAACCCCAACGUGCCUGGUACCUUCAACCCCUUGUAUGACAGAAAGAAACUUGAUGGAAACUCAUUGGAGUCGUACGACUACGUUAUGAAGAUCGUCCCGAGCAUCUAUGAAGACGCUUCAGGGACGAAUGUUACGGCCUACCAGUAUACUUAUGCCUUCAGGAAAUACGUUUCAUUUGGCCACGGCGGCCGCGUUGUACCUGCACUGUGGUUCCGAUAUGACUUGGCUCCUCUCACCGUUAAAUACUACGUUAGAAGACCUCCGUUCUACACCUUCAUAACCACGGUCUGCGCGAUUGUAGGAGGAACUUUCACCGUCGCAGGGAUAAUCGACUCCUGCAUAUUCACUGCGUCGGAAAUCUUCCAUAAAUUCCAAAUUGGAAAGCAAAGUUAACAGUACUGUACUUGUAUUUCUACGGUCAUUGUGUAAUUUUUAUUGUCUUCCAUCUUCAUUCGAACAUCCGGAAUUGAUUUGGCUGCCAAACACGAUCGUAGGAAGUUCUCAAUAUAAAUUCUUUCUGGUCUAUAAGUAAAUUAAAAUAGUGAUUGCAAUGCAAUCUCUGUACGUAAUAUAUUCAUCUAAAAGUUCAACAUUCCAAUCCAGCAUUUGAUGCUUCUCCUAAGCACGUUUUAUGAGUUGUUGAUUUGAGCACGCAGCAGUUGCACCGUAUUUUCAAUUAUAAUAAUAUUGUUUUCCUAUUGCUAAGUAUCAGAGAGUAUAUCCUUUUUAAAAUGGAGUUCAUGUUUUCCAAUGAAACUCGGUUCAUUUCGAGCAUAAGCGUUUUGCAUUGUGCAAUUCAUCGAUUUUUCCAGGACGGAAUUUCCAUUCAAAAUUUAAUUGUAAGGAUUAAAAAAAAAUUACACAAAACUCGCUGUCACAUAUUAGUACUCAGUUUUAUCUCAUUGAAAAGGCAUUAAAGAAUACAAGGUCUUUCUAUUUUUCUUGCUUUUAAGUUUAUACGUUGAGCCCCUAGUCGAAGGACCGCCGUAUUUGCUGUAUAAAACCAUGGAACAAGGGGUUUUCGGGCUUUUAAAACCAAAACCCAUGGUUUUGAAACCAUUGAGCAAGGGGGUUUUCGGGCUUUUAAAACCAAAACCCAUGGUUUUGAAACCAUUGAGGAAGGGGUUUUCGGGCUUUUAAAACCAAAACCCAUGGGGCACCGUCAUAUUAGCUCUCUGAAGCGAUGUAUUGAUCCUUCCUCUAUUCCAUCAGAAUGUGUUUUAUUGAGUUGCUUGUGUUUAAACAGUAUCUGAAUGCGUCUCACUUUCUUAGUAAAUUUCAAUAGAUUUAUUCUUGUUGAAUUUUGAUUAGUAAUGUCGACUGUGGACUUUGCUUCUGUCUUACGUUGGGCAUAUGCUGUGUUAACAAAUAGUAUUAUAUAAUUUUUUAGCAGAGGUUAACGGUUAACUAACUUUGUAGGACUUGAAAUCUCAGAUUCUAACAUCUUGCGUAGUUAACCAAUAGUUUGGUUCAUAUUAAUUUAUUUCACUGUUCUGUCUCUUAAGUGGAGCCUAUGAUUAGUUUAGCACGGAAAUUAUUUAUUUAAGUUGCAUUGAACCGGUUUGCAGUUGUUUUAAUUUUUGAUUUGGCUUAAUCAUGCAGAUUCUCUAACUUCGCUGCGCCCUUUGCAUCAAAAUGAAUUUUCUUUUUAUCGCCUAAAUCCUUGUCCUUAUUCAUUUCAACACCGUGUCAUCGUUUAUCAAUAACGAUGUUAGAUUCGGCGACCCAGCAUUCCUGAGCCACAGAACCAUCGAUGAAGACUGCAGGUUCUGUUGGUAUGUAUGUACUCAACUCUGGACUCUCUUGUGCACCGCUGAUGCUAUGUGCAAAAACUUGUUUUAAACUAAUGGAUAUUAUUUAUGUAUCUGUUCACCUCCAAUGCCUUUUCAGCCUCCGACGCUUCCUUUCCCGACGAGUACUUAUCAUUUGAGGUUUCUUAAAUAGUUGCGAUAUCGACCUGUCAGUUGGAUAAUGGUAUGUGUAUUUUACCUUAGCCUGGCCGGUGUAUAUAUAACUAGAAGUAUAGUAAUUACAAUUAAUCUGGGCACUUGAUUUCCCAGCCUUUUCAUCCUUUGCACUCCGCUAUAUAUAAUUUUAAGACCUUGAUGAAAUUCCAGAAUUCAGCAACGCACUGGUAUCCCUGGAUAUUCAAUAUAAAUCUAGUGAUUCAAGUUAGUAAAUGAUCAUUUUAAAUGGCCAAAUAAUGUGUGCAAUGGAAAUUUACAUAGAUCAAGGAGUACAAUUGAAACAUACAUUGGUCAUUUCUGUGUAAUCAUUACAUUAAUAAUUUUGUCUCGUAUGCCACCCGUUGAGAAUGCGAGAAUGGAUUUAUGAUUUGAUCCCCUGAAGCAGCACUCAUUGGUAACAAUGCUCAGGGUUAUUGUAUUCAUUGCAUCUUUUCUUGAAGAAAAGAUUCUUCUGUAGCCUGUCCGACAGAAGAAAAAACGGUGCUGUCUGAAGUAUCGCUGUAGAAUGAUUGAUUCCUCGACCGAAGGAGAAAAUUUAUAUAAGAAGUUCCGCUGAAGCUACUGAGAAAUGAGCAUUUUCAGCACUGCGAAGAGAUGAAGAGGUUGGAAGUACACAAGAAACGAAGACACUCGUAGAGUCCUUUACUAGAGACGCCGAGCGUGCGCACGAGAUAGAAGGUAUGUACUAUAAGGUGAACUGGUGAAGCAACUUUUCUAAAAAGUCGCCCUCUGAGUCUCUGACUACAUUUUCAUAUAAAUGGAUAUCUGUCAAAUGUUCCCUUUCAAGGUAUUUUCCAAUUAAACUAAAUACUUAGUUGCCGUAAGGACAUCAAUAACAAAGAAUGGGAUUUCCAUUGUACUUUCGAGUUUAAUGUUCAGUUUUUCGAAAGUUAACCUGGGUUAUUGGGGCAGUCCACUUGAAUUAACUAAUAUUAUUCAUCUAUAAAGUAGUUUGGCAAAAUAUGAACCGAGUCUAUAGACCAUUGCACCAUAGUAUCUACUCGACAUUUUAUUUAGAGGCAUGUAUUUCAUAUAUAUUUUGUUAGCAACUAUUAAUAAAUAUUUCUUAUCUUGUAUAGAAGAUAUUGCUGAUUAAUUAUGACACUAAACCCUGAUACUUCUGUUUGGUGAACCGUGUAACAAGUCAAUGAAUGUUGCCAAGUAGCUAAGAUCGUUUCAAAUGUGUGUUGCAUGCGCGAGAACAAGGCCUGUAAUGUAAUGAACUUAUUUACAUAAUUUAUUUUGUGUAUACAACCAAUGUGCCCUAGAGCGGUCAUUUCCUUAUCACGCUCGUACAAUGCACAUUUUUUAACUUCCUGUUAUCUUGGUAACAUUCUCUUAAUAAUAUUGCAUAGUUGGUGAGUAAUCAAUUCCAGAUAUGUUCCGGAGACUUGCAGGCAAAUAUAACGGGUGGUAAGGACAUGAUUGAAGGGAAAUGAUUAUCGAUAGACCGUGAACAUUAUAAAUAUAUAUAUAUCCUGCUCUAAAUUACAAAUGAAUACAAUGAAACUCCCAAGAGUUAGAGAAAGAGUCGUAUCAUUGAG